CCAGAACUCAUCUUUCUCUGAAAUUGGGGGGGGAGCUUUUUUAUGUGCAUUGGACUUCUCCGGAGGGUUCCUCGAGUGGUGUUCAAUUGUGGCAUUCACUUCCUCCUCAUGUUUCAUAUUUGAACAGACACAGAUUACAUGUCCUGGGAGAGUCCAAAAUAGGUCAAUAUCGAUAGCCGCACGUGUAUUCAAUACUCAGCCGCCAGUUUGUGUCAUCAAAAAAGCACAAUCUCAUCAGGAUAUGAUGGAUGGCUGUUGCGUUCGCCACGGUUCAUAUAUAGAGGAGAAUCAAACGAGAAAAAGUUAGCGACGGUUUAUUCGAACAUGCACGGUCUUGUUCAUUUUCUCCUUUUCUGCACCAUUACAGCUAGUUCCUCAUUAGGAUAUGUCAUUCCCUACUCUCACAAUCGCGAGUUGGCGUCCAGGCAGACUGCGGACUCGAAACUGGUCUUCGCUCAUUUCAUCGUUGGUAUCACCGGAAACAGGGCUAGUGCUGCAGACUACGACGAUGAUAUGAAACGCGCAAAGGCCAUCGGGUUUGACGCAUUCGCACUAAAUAUCGGCAACGAUAAACCAGAGGUUCAACUCGGCUUUGCAUACGAUUCUGCGGCAGCCAACGGCAUGAAAGCUUUCAUUUCCUUCGAUUGCAGCUUCUUCAAGCCUGGAGACGAGGCGGCAAUCGGGGCGCUUAUCGCACAAUUUGCUUCCAAACCUGCUCAGUUGAAGGUGGCCGGAGGCAAAACCUUUGUUUCCAGCUUCAUAGGAGAUGGUCUCAACGUCAAUGCUAUCCGAGCUGCCUCGGGAGGCGAUAUAUUUUUCGUACCCAACUUCCACCCUGGACAGUCUGACUUUACACCCCUUGAUGGAGCCUUCAAUUUCCAGGGCUGGCCAAGCAACGGUCUCAACAAGGCUCCCAGUGGCGGAAAACUAGUCACGGUUGACGACGGCGAUAAGCAGUUCCAGUCGCUCCUUGCAGGAAAAUCUUACAUGGCUCCUGUCUCUCCCUGGUUUUCCACUCAUUUCGGUGGCGAAGUGCCAUUCAGCAAGAACUGGGUUUUCCCGAGUGAACUGCUUAUUUAUCAAAGAUGGUUGGAGAUUCUGGCUCUCAAGCCUAACUUUGCGGAGAUCGUGACUUGGAACGAUUAUGGAGAAUCCCAUUAUAUUGGACCUCUUGCUUCGAAGCAUACGGAUGAUGGCGCAUCGAAAUGGGCGAACGAUAUGCCACACAACGGAUGGUCGGACUUGUCGAAACCGUUCAUCGCCGCGUACAAAGCCGGAGAGAGUACGCCAGACAAGUUCAUUGACGAGGAGAAGAUCGUCUAUUGGUAUCGUAUUACACCCAAGGGCAUCGACUGCGAUUCAACCGAUACCACUUUCGGUCCAGGUAACAACGCAACGGGCGACUUCUUCAAUGGACGUCCCAAUGGUUUCGACACCCUUUCAGACAACGUGUUCGUUGUAUCAUUACUCAAGGCUCCUGGAACUGUCACCGUGAACUCUGGGGGAACGCUGUACACGUUCGAUGCCCCAGCAGGCGCUUCCGCCUUCUCCGCUCCGUUCAAAGUCGGUGCCCAGGCUUUCGCUUUGAACCGGGAUGGGAAAGAGGUGAUGGCUGCGACUAGUUUGAAGUCUAUUCAGGAUACGUGUCCUUGCGGUAUUUAUAAUUUCAACGCAUACGUGGGUACAGUUCCCGAGGGUCCAAGGGACACUCUUCAACCUGGGGAUGCACUUGCCAACCUCAAGACUGGAUUAAAGGUUGCUUGUGACGCUGUUCCCUCACUCCCUGCGACACCACCCCCGACUGCUGCCCCUACUGCUACGAGCACUGUAACUGCCGCUCCCACCUUACCGCCCAUCUAAACGUUACACUUUCCGCCAUGUCAUUGAAUCGAGUACCUUUACGAAUGGGAGCUAGGAAGAGGUUUCUGUCGAUCAGAAAAAAUCAUUUACCGUCACCAAUGUAUUUAUUUCCCUAGUUCCAAUAUGGGAGCAGGACAUAACAUGAGUAUAGUCGUAUACAAAACAAUUAGAACCGUAACAUGAUCAUGAAGCCAUCCUGCUGUCGUGACCUUGUCUGCCAGCAGCUUCAGCUUGAUGUAUCGGGAAUAAUGCAUCCUCCAUGACAUAUACAUGCCACAAGGACUUCCACAUUGGAUUGUAGUCACUGAGUAUCGGAAGUUUGACGUCCUUCUGAUCGAAUGUAUUAACACUUGUAGUUGCUGAAGUGGCUUCAAGAACUGCAUUCCCUCAUCCUUGACGUCGAGUUCUUUGUAAACGGUAAACUGCAGCGCAUAUACAGAUUUGAGUCGGGUGUUAACGAUGAAGGAGUGGAGCAUUGCUUGAUUGCGGGUGGAUAGUCGAUAAUAGCCUAAGCUGCUAAUAUCAUCGGAUCGAGCUUCCUUGAAUUCAUACCGGUACGUUUUGGGAAGUUUGGGAUGGAAGGUUUCGGGGACGGCUUCGACAAUGCCUGGAUCGGAACCGACAAGAAGGCAUUUUUCGAUUCUGGGCUCUCCAGAUCAGGGCAUUGUGUAGAUGGUAUUCUUUUGCAUUUGUUUCGACUUCUGAGGCCUAUGCAGCUGGGUUGCCUUCCCAUACCACCCCCAUUGGCAAGUCUCUGUGAACUAUAUCCUCCAAAAGAUGUCCUGCGCUGCCUUGCUUCGGUCCAUAGGAUUUGAACAGUCUAUAUAUGUCCCGGGCGUACGAUUCCCAUUUCUCGGGCUUUGACGAGACCGAAAACUUCUGACGUUAAGUAGUUGACUGUAAUUCGGUCGCGUUGAACACCCGGAUAGAUACCAAAGAUCCAAUGCGCAACGCUGUUGUCGGCUACGUCCAACACCCUUGUCCCGAGAGCCAGAUUUUCCAGCUGGUCGAAGGUCAGUCGGUCAAUCCUGGACUGCAGGUCAAGACGGUAUUCGUCCGGACGAGCGGCGUACAUGAUGAUAAGGCGAGUGGAUGAUCCAUAAGCUUCAUGCAUCGUGAACCACUGAUAAGUGUAGGCACUCCGCUUCUCCGCCCAUUGGAGGCGAGCCUUCCGUGGGGAAGCCGCUUGGAUUAUCCGUGCACCGGAAGUCAAUAUGUCGGAGUGGGGACGUAUGAUGUCCUGGUUUGAAUCAACAAGAAACCAGACAUCCUUGGGAAGGGUCCGUCUGAAUGAUCUAUGUGGAUCUCAGACACGCCCUCGGCACGCCAAUAGGUAAAGCGGUGGGGUUCGGU
Molecule: messenger RNA, 3213 nt
Organism: Marasmius oreades (fairy-ring Marasmius)
Lineage: Eukaryota; Fungi; Basidiomycota; Agaricomycetes; Agaricales; Marasmiaceae
Exons: 6
Coding region: 325-1860 (511 amino acids)
Biological process (GO): mating projection tip cell wall disassembly
Molecular function (GO): glucan endo-1,3-alpha-glucosidase activity
Source: RefSeq, a predicted model, not a curated record